This is a messenger RNA of Sphaeroforma arctica JP610, 952 nucleotides long. RefSeq lists its product as hypothetical. The transcript is spliced from 4 exons. Bases 193 to 615 code for a protein of 140 amino acids. The record is from RefSeq and is a predicted model, not a curated record. NCBI's taxonomy places the organism in Eukaryota, Ichthyosporea, Ichthyophonida.
UGCGUACACAUACGUGACGUUGUUGUUAUUGAAUACAUAGGACUUGACAGUUGACAAGAGGAAACUCAAAAGCAUAAAAGCAAAAGUACAGAAAUGCAAAUACAUUUUCUUUUAAGGAAAGGAUCGAGCGUGUAUACGUAACGUUGUUGUUAUUAAAUAGGAGACCAGAGGAAACUCGAAGCUACUGCCGAAAUGUCUGUCCGUGAUUGGUCCUUUGGGAGAACGCACAGCUAUCAAAAAAAAAUACGACGCAAUGACUAUUCAAGUAUAUCAUACACACGAGACUUUUUUAUUGUGUUGCGUAACGAAAUGACUGACCUUGCGCCUCCGUCCGAUGCGGAUACGGCCAAGCAACGCCUAGGAGAAAACGUACAGUAUUUCUCUGCCAACUAUGCUGUUAUUAUGGUAGCUGUUGCGAUUAUCUGCAUGAUGAUACUAGGGUCGUCUCUGGGCGUUGGACUUGCUAUUGCGCUGCUGGUGGUUCUUGCACAUGCCGCGAUGAAGCCACCUUCGUUGAAGGGUAUGGCAGUAAACACUGGAAAUGACAUGAGGGACAGCCUGAAAGCGAAGAUGAACGCAAGGAAUUCUAUGAAAAAGUCCAAACGUGCCGACUAAACACGCAUAUAUAUAUAAUUUUAUAUAUAUAUUUAUAUUUAUAUGUAUAUACAAUUUAUUAUAUAUAUAUAUAUAUAUAUAUAUAUAUAAUCUAUGUAUAUAUAUAUAUACAUAUAUAUAUAUAUUAUAUGUAUAUGCAUUGUAUUAUAUACAUAUAUAUAUAUAUAUAUAACCAAGCGCCGCCACGGGUCAUACAUUGUGGCAAAGUCCACAAGAAGUAUUCAAAAGGUCUCGAUACCCUGAAGUAUUAUAAAUUGGGCCAUGCUACUGACAUAUCUUUCGAUUGGCACAGAUAACAAUAAAGGACAUGCCCAUUCGGGUGACAUUGUGUUCUCGG